GGGAGGAGCGGGGUCCUAAGAGUUCGCUGCCAUUCACGUUUCAUCACUUGAGCGCUCGACUACCCCGGAUCGGUCCUAGGACGCAUUUUAGGCGCGUGGAUGCAUACUUGCUAUCACUGACUACCUUUUUUACUUGUAUCGCGUUUGCAGUGGUUUCCGAACGAGCAGGAGCCAAAGAGGUUAAAUAAGUGCGGUUUUCGCGAUGGGAGCACAGACCUCAGCGCAUCGGGACGGGAAGAGCCAAGAGGAUGCAUCAGCCGAGAAUCUGAGAUCAGCGGUGAACGCGAUUUCGGAGGGAGAUAGCGUCGUCGAAUCCAAGCUGCAGCAGAAGAAUGGACUGAUCUCCAUCUCCAGUCUGAAUGGGAAGGCAGAUGAACAGACAGAGCUCUAUGACCACUCAGAGGACAAUACCCUGGCAGAGGAAGUUGAUGGCGUGUCCGUGUCUCAGAAGGAGGUUGUUCCUGAGAUGAUGGACUCCCUCCAGGCUGCGGUGGCCUCUCAGGUGAACAGAGAGAAGGAGGAGAAUGAGUCUCCUGACGCCAACAACAUCACCGGGCCUGAAGAGAAGGAGGUUGAGGAGAAAUCGGGUGAGGCCAACGAGGUGGGUUUCAAGAAGAUCUUCAAUUUCAUCGGCUUCAAGUUCACUCUGAAGAAGGACAAGAAUGAGAAGACUGAUCCGGUGCAGAUGCUGAAGUUGAUGGACAAGGACGUGGAAGGAGGGACUAAGGGGUCUGAGGAAACUAAAGAGGAAGCCGCCACUGCAGAGGAGAGGAAGGCGGCUGAGCCAGAGACCGCCACUGUUGAGGCUGACGCUGUUGAGGCUGCAACUCCAGUGGAUGCCCCAUCUGAGACUGUGGAUGGAGAGGCUGCAGAGAAAGAGCCCUCGGACCCAGCUGCAGCUGCAACUACCCCACGUGGCCAGGAGGCCCCCGCGUCCCCCUUCAGAAGGUUCUUUACACAGGGAAUCUUCUCCAACCAGCGCAAGAAGGCAAGUAUCAAAAAGGCCAAAGAGGAGGAACCAAAAGAGAAAGCUGCUGAGGAGAAGAUAAAGGAGGGAGAGGAGAAAGCAGAGGCUGGGGUGGAGCGAGAGAAAGCAAAGGAAGAGGUGAAGGAGGUGGAGCCAGUGACACUAUCAGAAACUGAGACACCUGAAGCAUCUGCCGAAGAGAUCAACGAGGAGAUCCAAGCCGAAGUUGACAUGGAAAUCUCAGAAGCCGCUAUUACUGAUUAUGCCAAACAAGCAGAGGAGAAUGUUGAAGGAGCUGUGGAUUCAGACAAGGCCCCAGUUGAGGUCACCACCGAGGUUGAGCUUUUCUCAUCCCAGAAUAAGGUCAAGGCCCAGGGAAGCCCACUGAAAAAGCUCUUUACUGGGGCUGGCCUGAAGAAGCUCUCUACCAAGAAACAGAAGAAAGACAAGAAAGAUACGGAGACCAAGCUGACCGAGUCUGGGGAACAGGCACCUGAACAGCUCCAGCCCUCUACAGAGUCAGCAGAGGUCCAGAAACCUGACAGUGGGGCAUCAUCUCCAGAGGAGUCUGGUGAGCAUGCCAUCGGGGUGGAAGCUACCCAAGCUGAGGUCAGCCUAGAGGCUGAUGAGGAGGUAACCAGAUCAGACGAAGGCAAGAAGAAAGAAGGUAUCAUGCACUGGUCCUCCUUCAAGAAGCUGGUGACACCCAAGAAACGAGUCAAGAGGCCCUCUGAGAGCGAGGACGAGACAACUGUUGAGAAGGCCAUGUCGGCCACCCUGUUCUCCACUGAGAGCGCCGUGUUUGUGGAGAAAAAGAAAGAGGAGCCGGAACUCACUGAGGAGGAGCCAAAAACCGAAACCACAGAGGACCUGGAGGGCAGCACAGAGGACCCCAAAAAGAUGAAGAUGGACACCUCACUCUCCUGGGAGGCCCUGAUGUGUAUGGGCAACAAGAAGAGGACCAGGAAGACCUCUGAAGAUGAGGAGACCAAAAUCGAAGAGGAGGCACCACCAACUGGGGAAGAGCAGGUUAAGACAGCAGAGUCUCCUCUUGGCAGCUCCGGAGAGGCAGACAAGGAAAACACAGUGUCAUCCCCCGAACCAUCCACUAGCCCCGCCGCAGGAGACUCCACCUGGGAUACUCUCAAGCGUUUUGUCACCCAUAGAAAGAAGCCCAAAAACGAGGAGAAGACAGAUGAAUCUGGUGGCGAACAGGUAAUCUCAGACAGUGAAAUUCCCAAAGAAGAGUCCUCCUUCUCUCUGAGGAAACUCAUUCCCGGACGCAGAAAGAAGAAGCUGCUUUCCUCCAAUCUGGGGUUUGUUGAGGAAGAUUCCGACACACCAGCCGUGGUCCCUCUCUCAGAGUUCGACAACGAGCAUGCCGAGAGUAAAGAAGAGGCUGAAGCCGAAAUGACAGUGGAGACAGUGGAUUCUGAGGAAGCAGCACCAAUCACUCAGGUCCAAUUUUCCAUUGAAGAGAGAUCCCCCUCUUGGAUCUCAGCCACGGGGGUCAUGGAAAACCUCCAGGAGAUUCCACAUGAUCAGCUGAGUGACAUCCCAGAAGAGGGUGCCGCCACCCCCAAAUCUGCUGACACCACCAUCGCAGAGGACAUUGCAGAACAGACCUCAGAGGCAGUCUCAUGCCAAAAGCAGGAACCUGAGUUGUCUGUUGCCAAGGUGACUGAAAAUUCUGAUGCCGAGAACAUUUUAGAGCAGAUCCCAGAAGCAGUCAUUUGCCAGGAGCCUGAUCUGUCUGUUUCUGAGGUAACUGAAGAGAUGAUCCCAGCCACGUAUGGCAAAACCACCCCUCUGUCCAAUGAGCCUGAGACAGAGUCUUUGGAGGUCCAGCAGGAGGCUGUGGAGCUGCUCAGUGAUCUCCCAAGCCUGACUUCUGUGGAAAUCAUAGAGAUCCCACUGGAGGAGGCUGCUUCCGUCCCAGAACCCACUCCGCCGAUCGAGUUCGCCGAAACCAAAUCAAAUGUUGUCUUGAUGGUGCAUGAAGAAAUCGAGGGUUCCGCCAUCUGCACUGUCCUGGGCACCAAGGAGAUCGCCAAGGUGGCUGUGGAGAAGCUUGUAAUUCCCACCAUGGAAUGUCUAGCUGAGAUCAGCAAUGGUCUGUCUGCUGAAAUGCCGGUAGAAGAUAAGGCUGAUCCAACUGAGGCGGCUGACACUAAUGAAGACCCAGUGUUCCAGGCUCAAGUGGAGCAGGUCGAAAGCAUAUUCCUGGAGCCGCCACUAGAGAAAACUAUUGAAGACAUCCCAAAUCCUGAUAUAGCCACUGAGGGUAAAGAGCAUGAAGAUGAAAAGGUCGUCACGAUCAAUAAUAUCAAGAUGGAGGUUGAAAUUGUUGAGGCCCCUGCGGUGAAUGAGAACAUUGUGGACCCCAUUGUACCAACUGUCGAAGACUCCAUUGCUGCUAACAUUUUGGAUGGCUCUGAGGCACCUGUCAUUGAGGUCAAAAGUAAAGAAGAGAUGGCUGCCGUCGAAGAGGUCACUGCUGUAGAGGAGGUGAAUGAGCCUGCUGCCCGAGAAAUGGUCACUUCACUAACUGAUGCUAACCAGCCCACAGUCACUGAAGUGUGCGAGGCAGCCAUUGUUGCCCCUGCUGAAGAGUUUGCCAUUGUAAAGCAGACCACGUACCUCGUCUGCCCACUGUCUGAGUCCUUGGAAACCCAGCAAGUGGAGGUCACAGAGGCCAUGGCAGUGGAAAAGGUCUCAGUGGCAGUUGCAGAGCCCGCUGGCGAUGACCAAAUUCAAGUGCAGGUGACUGAGGUUGGCGUUACAGAGGCUGAAGAGACAAAGGAGGCAGAGGCCAUGGAGGAGACGGGCUUGGUCGUCGCUCAGGUGGUCAUCCAGAGUGCUGUGGAGAAAGUGUCUGAAGCAGAGUUUGAACCCAAAGCGCCUGCCACUGCUACCAUCACAACUGAAGAUGCACCACCAGUCCAGGUGGUAGCAACGAUAGAGAAAGAGAUUGAACUAGUAGCAGAGGAGAAACCUGUCAUUGCUGAAACUCCUGUAGUCCAAGUUGAGGCACCAGCACCAGAAACCCCAGCAGAGGUGUCUGCUACUCCAGAGGCACCAGCCGAGGCUGAAAAAGCACCAAAGGAAGUCCACGAGGCUGUCCAGAUCAUUGACACCGUUCCAGUCUCAGUUGAAAUCACAAAGAGUCUCAUGGAAGAGGUUACCAAGGAGGUGGAGGAUGUUCUCAAAGAGGAAGUAGAGGAAAUAAAACAGGAAGUGGAAUUAAAGCAAGCAAUGGAGGUCAAUGUAAGUGUGGAGAAAGUUGUAGAGGUUGAAGUUGUAACCGAGGUGGACCAGACAGAGAGUGAGACAGAUGGAAAGGCAAAGGAGGAGAUCAAAGAGGUAGAGGGCAACAUUGACGCAUUAGAGGUUCAGGAAGUUCCACAAUCUGAGGGAGAGGAAGUAGUUAAUGAAUUCCAACUCGAGGUUCAACAAGCUGAGGUAAAAGCGGUGGUUCAGGAAGUGAUAGCAGAGGUUCCCACACCAGAGACAGCUGAAGAGAAGUCAGAAGCAACGGUUGUGACAGAAGAGACCCCAGUCCCAGAUGCCCCCACAGAGACUGCUGAAGCCCCAGCCCAGCCAGAGGAGACAACUACAGAGGUUGUAGUCCCACAGACCACACAGGUGGUCAUACAGGCAACAGAGAUCAUUGAAGAGGCAGCGGAGGAAAUCAUGGUGGAGGUGGUAGAAAAAGAUGCCAUUGUAAGCUCACCAGAGACAAAGGAAGCCCCGGCCAAUGAAGACACAACAGACCCUGAACAAACGGCAGACACCCCCGCCCCUGUUCCAACUGUCGCCGAUGUUGUCGAAACAAACAUGAAAGACGACAGUGCCGCAGUUCAGGAACAGACAUCGGACGGCCCCCAGACAGCACUGGAAGAGCAUCAAACGGAUGUUUCAACAGAGGCUGUGGCUGCCAUUCAAGACGCCCCAGUUAACAGCAUGGAAGAGGAGGUUGCUGUUGCCAUGGCUGUGACAGUUGCCAGCUCAGCGGAGCCAGCGGCAGAGAAGGCGACGUCGGUGAAGUGUGCGGAGGUGAUGGUGCAGGUGAUUGAGGAUGUGGUGAAGGAGAUCAAACCUGUCUCCUAAGAGCUCACAGUAGCAUCCUGAGCAGCUAUAGAUGCAAGAUGGUUGACUGGGAGACCGACUGUCCUGACCAGGAAGUGAGUGAUAGUGAAAAGGGGAGCGAGAGAAUGCUCUAUGGAGAAACACACAGACUCAGCUCCAACCCACCCUGCCCAGAGUGACUGAGCGACAACUUCCCCCCUCGAUUUCCCCCCUGCCCCCUUCACCCCCUCUCCUGCAGCACCAGCCCCUUCACACAGAGGUGAUCCCCCCCACCCCUGGAGUGAAGCAUCAAUCCCCCUAAACACACACCAAGCCACUGUCCUAGUCCCACACAUCUGAAGCUUCCCACCUGGCUGGUAAUCAAUGUGAUGUACGCUUGCUGUCUUGGUGAGCUUCCAUCGCCCUUGCUGCAACUCGGGAGUCUGCUGUCCCAUGGAGAGUGUGUGUGUGUGUGUGUGUGUGUGUGUGUGUGUGUGUGUGUGUGUGUGUGUGUGUGUGUGUGUGUGUGUGUGUGUGUGUGUGUGUGUGUGUGUGUGUGUGUGUGUGUGUAAAAGUUAAAAGUGAGUUCGAGAAAGUGUGUGUGUGGUCUUAUUAUCUUGUAUAUUGUAAUUAUAUUUUGUGAGUAUUUUCUCAUUCUCCCCAUCCUUUAUCUUUUCUAUUUCUGAUUGUAUAGAAUAUGUGCCCCAUUUUCUCAUACAUAUGUAAGACAAUGUCUGGAUUUUGCAGAAAUUCUACCUUAACCAUGGUACAGAUGUGAUUUCAAUGGCAGGUUCCGGUAUCAUUGAUUACAGAGGAUGAAAGCCAAUAGAAGUGCAACAAUCUUAAACUUUAACCUUUGACAUUGUACUUACCUUCACCUUUCAGCCUGACAAUAUAUUUUCUGCUCCUACUGUAGAUAAAACAUUCUUCACUGGCAGACUGACUGUGAAAAAAGUAUUGUUACUUUCUGAAAUAUAUAGUAUGUCUCUGAUUAUCAUGUAGAAAUAAAAUAAAGCACUAUAAUACACUA
Salmo salar (Atlantic salmon) is the source of this 6065-nucleotide messenger RNA. RefSeq lists its product as uncharacterized. Lineage: Eukaryota; Metazoa; Chordata; Actinopteri; Salmoniformes; Salmonidae. Gene Ontology annotation, molecular function: protein kinase A binding; calmodulin binding. Gene Ontology annotation, biological process: regulation of protein kinase C signaling; signal transduction. Gene Ontology annotation, cellular component: cytoplasm. The record is from RefSeq and is a predicted model, not a curated record.